CUUCCCCUGCCAUUCCACUCACACUCGCUAAUCUGACUCGCAUGGAAGACUGGCUGAAAGAAUCUGGGGCGGCAGGCCUGGAUAGCCUGGAGCUUGUCGAUUUCCCUGUCACCGGGCGCGGUGCUAGAGCGCUGCGGCGUUUCAAGCAAGGGGAAAGGGUCCUCACCAUUCCAGGCGAUAACCUCUGGACGGUCGAACAUGCAUACGCCGAUUGCCUUCUUGGGCCGGUCCUUCGCUCUACACAGCCAUCUUUAUCAGUUGAAGACACCUUGGCCAUCUAUCUUCUCUUUGUGCGAUCGCGCGAAUCUGGGUACGAUGGUCUGCGAAGCCAUGUGGCGGCAUUGCCCGCGAGGUACUCGUCAAGCAUCUUCUUUGCGGAGGAUGAGUUAGAAGUUUGCGCCGGAACCUCACUCUAUACCAUCACAAAGCAGCUGAAGCAAAGGAUCGAGGAUGAUUACAGGGUAUUAGUUAUGCGAGUGCUUGCACUUCAUCCAGAUCUUUUCCCGCUUGACAAAUUCACUAUCGAAGACUACAAGUGGGCGCUCUGCACCGUCUGGAGUCGUGCGAUGGAUUUCGUACUGCCAACUGGGAAAUCGCUUCGAGUAUUGGCGCCCUUUGCUGAUAUGCUAAACCACUCGUCUGAGGUCAAGCAGUGUCAUGCCUACGAUCCCUUAUCUGGGAGCGUCUCUGUCCUUGCGGCGAAGGAUUACGAAGUCGGAGACCAGAUUUUUAUAUUCUACGGGUCUAUUCCAAAUAAUCGCCUUUUACGUCUCUACGGCUUUGUCAUACCCGAUAACCCUGACGACUGUUACGAUCUCGUUCUUUCGACGCACCCUCUGGCGCCUUUUUAUGAAAAAAAGCAGAAGCUCUGGGAAUCAGCCGGACUUGACUCAACCUCUACCAUCUCCCUCACUCUCUCCGAUCCCCUGCCAAAAAUUGUCCUUCGAUACCUCCGUAUUCAGCGAUUGGAUGAAUCAGAUCUUGCUGCUAUUGCGAAUCAGAAACUUGAUACAAAUGAGAUAAUCAGCAAUUCAAGGGAAGUGGAAGUCUUGCAGUUUUUAGUAGAAUCCAUCAACUGUCUUCUCGACAGCUUCGGGACUCAAUUGGAAAAGCUGCAAGAGCAACUCGCGGAUGGCGUUUAUCCCCCAGGAGGGAACGCAUGGGCGGCGGCGCAAGUUAGCAUGGGUGAACAGCGAGUGUUGAGACUGGCGAGAAAGGCAGCCGAGGAUUUGCUAGCGGCAGUGGAGAGCGGGAGUGGGGAUGAGAGCAGUUUAGCAUCGCCUCCUGCUAAAUGCGCAAACUGCGGAAAGCAUUCUGUGCCGUUGAUGCUGUGCGGGAGGUGUAAAGGGGUUAUGUAUUGCGGGAGGGCGUGCCAAGUUGCUCAUUUCAAAAAGCACAAGGCAGCAUGUCGAGCUAUAGCUGCCAAGAGUAGCUCGGAGAUGAGAUGAAUAGAAGAGCUUGAAAGUGUGAUGCUAACCCUAUGUCUCUGAAAUAUGUUUGUAAAUGCAACUGCUAAUGAAAUG
This is a messenger RNA of Trichoderma asperellum CBS 433.97, 1523 nucleotides long. RefSeq lists its product as uncharacterized. The record is from RefSeq and is a predicted model, not a curated record. Gene Ontology annotation, biological process: peptidyl-lysine monomethylation. Gene Ontology annotation, molecular function: protein binding; protein-lysine N-methyltransferase activity. NCBI's taxonomy places the organism in Eukaryota, Fungi, Ascomycota, Sordariomycetes, Hypocreales, Hypocreaceae.